This is a messenger RNA of Paramecium pentaurelia, 1087 nucleotides long. Lineage: Eukaryota; Ciliophora; Oligohymenophorea; Peniculida; Parameciidae. The record is from the annotation of a GenBank genome assembly.
AUGAUAAAUAAUCUUAGAAGUUAGGAUAGUGUUCAAAUGUCUAUGAUGCAAUAGCCAUUUUCUUUUUAAAAUGUUUAUCAUAGUUUUGAUGGUAAUGAUUAGAGAAUAAAGGUAAAUUGUUAAACAAUAAUAAUGUAGAUAAAUCAGCUACAGAUAAUUUAACAUAAAUUCAUAAAGUGUCUUAACAAUCUAAUUCGACAUUAGAAUAAUAAAAAGAAAUCCAAUAUAAUUAUUUUACCAAAUCAAAAUAAUUAGCUAUAUGUAUUAUUGACUUCUUAAAUAAUAGGUUAUUUUUGAGGACGAUAAAAUCUUGAGAAAAAUUAAAGUAUAGGAAUCUAAUGAUAGUACUUUCAUGUCUUUUCCAAGAAAUCAAUUUCCAUUAAUAUAAUGUAACAAUUUAAAUAAUCAUUAGAUUAACCUUAUCCUUAGUUUUAUGCAAAUUAUCCUUAAGAAUAAUUUCAAACCUUUUAAUACUAAAUAACAAAUCCAAUCUUAUAAUCUUAAGAUAGAUUCUUAGUCUAACCAAAACAACUACAAUCAAGUCAGCAUUUUCGAACAUCUGAUUUUUAGUUUUUUGGUUCUCAUGAUGAUUCUGAAUCUAUGGAACCUCAAUAAGUUGAAAAGGAUAGUAAAGAACAUAAAAAUACUUAUUUUAAAUUAAAAAGUAAGAUCAAAAAAGGAAAAGUAAAUGAUACUAAAAACAUUACUAAAAACUUUUCUAAAGCAAUAAUUAGCUAUAUUAUAUAAAAUAAGGAUAUUGGAUUAAAAAUAAUGAAUUGUGAAUAAUUUGAAGAAUUUGUAACUAUUUUAAAAGAUAAAAAAAAUCAGAUGACAAAUAUUAAAUAACUUAGAGAACUUUGGGUUGAAACUAAUUAAGAGAAAAGUUAAUAAUUUAAUAAAGCAUUUCGAAUCUUUAGGUAUUAUUUUUUAAUAGAUUAUUUAUAGUGAGUAUUUUUUAAAACAAUAAUCAGUGUCUUAUAUUUAUAAUUCAAGAAUAGCAAACACUGGAUGGCAUUUAAAAUAUAGAUAUAAUUUACUAAGAGCUCUUAAAGAACCAGAAAAUUUUAAAUAUAUCAAAGAUAUUUGA